This is a messenger RNA of Drepanopeziza brunnea f. sp. 'multigermtubi' MB_m1, 1869 nucleotides long. RefSeq lists its product as uncharacterized. Gene Ontology annotation, biological process: regulation of intracellular pH. Gene Ontology annotation, cellular component: vacuole; membrane. Lineage: Eukaryota; Fungi; Ascomycota; Leotiomycetes; Helotiales; Drepanopezizaceae. The record is from RefSeq and is a predicted model, not a curated record.
AUGGCGUUGGAGAUGGAGCUGGACAUGGGAGCUGGAGAUGAUGGGGGGUGGAGUGGAGAUGCAGAUGCCGCUGGGAGUUUGCCAGCCAAAGAAGCAACGCAGAGGCCCAAUCCGAUGGAGCGCCAAGGCCGCCAAGAGCGCCCAGCCCAUUCUCACGAGGGAGAACUGGGAUCGCGGAGUCAGCAAGGCCGCGCUAGUAGGGAUUGGCAGGGCGGUAACCCCUGCCCAAGGAAUCCCCACAUCCCUAUCUGGCGUCAAAACCUCAAGGUCCAAACGUCACUCGAGCUGCAGGGAAAUCCCAUUGUGGAUACCACCGUCGACGUUGUACGGAAGUCAGCCCCGGUCCGGUCCGGGUCGAGAGCCGAGGGCGGCGCCGCGGCCGUGGCCGGGGCCGAGGCCGAGGCCGAUCGACUGUCGAAAUACAGUACCGGUAGCUUCACCCCUCAUUCGGAGAGUUAUCAGCCACCACCAUCGCCAACUGCCCGACGAUCGUCGUGGGCCAUGUACAGAUCUCGCCUCACGGCCCUGUUCCAGGGCGCAGAUGCGUCGGUGGCCGUCGCAUUCUGGCUCUUCGGCCUCAUCAACAACGUCAGCUAUGUGAUCAUCCUGUCCGCCGCCCUCGACCUCGUCGGCCCGUCCGUUCCCAAGGGCGUCGUCCUCCUCGCCGAUGUCCUCCCCUCGUUCCUCACCAAGCUCAUCGCGCCCUACUUCAUCCACGCCGUCCCAUACUCCCUGCGCAUCAUCCUCAUGUGCAGCCUGUCUGCCGCAGGAAUGUUCCUGAUCGCGCUCAGCCCGUCCGUCCUGGCCGGAGGCUCCAUUGGGGUCAAGCUGUUCGGCGUGGCUCUGGCGUCGUUGUCCAGCGGUGCCGGAGAACUGAGCCUGUUGGGCUUGACACAUUACUAUGGCCCGUUGUCGCUGGCCGCCUGGGGAUCGGGAACGGGGGGCGCAGGACUGGUUGGGGCUGGCCUCUAUGUUCUGUUGACGAAUACCCUGGGCUUGAGUGUGAGGAACAGCUUGUUGGCGUGUGCCUUCUUGCCCUUCAUAAUGCCACUGGCAUUCUUCCUCAUCCUCCCCCAAUCGCCUCUCCGUAGGGCCAACUCCAAAGGCUACACGGCAAUUCCGCGAAUCUCCAUCGACGACGAAGACAUCUCAUCCCUCCCCACCUCGUCCGCGGCCGAUGCCCUCCUCUCACCGGGCCCUCCCUCGACCGUCGCAGAAGCCUACACAUCCCACUCACAGCCUUCGUCCCGCCAAUCCUCCCGCUCAUCAUCUCCACCUCCCAGCCACUCGGACUCAAAAUCCUCUUCUCUCUUCAAGCAAAACUUCGCUCGCACGGGCAAGCUCUUCUUCCCCUAUAUGUUGCCCUUGUUGCUGGUCUACAUUGCAGAAUACACUAUCAACCAAGGCGUCUCGCCCACCCUCCUCUUCCCCAAGCAAGAAACGCCUUUCUCAACCUACCGCUCCUUCUACCCGCUCUACGCCUUCCUCUACCAACUCGGCGUCUUCAUAUCACGCUCUUCCACACCAUUCUUCCGCCUCCAUAACCUCUACACGCCCUCUCUCCUGCAAGUUCUCAACUUGGUCCUCCUGCUCUCGCACUCCAUCUACUUCUUCAUACCCUCCGUUUGGUUCAUCUUCCUGAUCAUCUUCUGGGAGGGUCUGCUAGGCGGCGCGGUCUACGUGAACACCUUUGCGGAGAUCAUGGAGAACGUGCCUAGCAAGGAUCGAGAGUUUAGUCUGGGAGCGACGAGCGUGAGUGAUAGCGGGGGGAUAUGCAUUGCCAGUCUCGUCAGCAUGGCGAUCGAGGGCAGGCUUUGCGACGCGAAUAUUGCACGGGGGAGGCCGUGGUGCAGGGACGUGGAUUUGUGA